AGUAGAGAACAUCAUCAAUCAAAAUUGUCAAAGCAACGUUUCAAGACAAGACAACAACGUAGUUUCUUUCUGGGUCUGAGGAUGUUGCUACGGAGGGUAGCUGCAGCUGUUACAGUGUUGUUGUUUAUAGCUUCUGUAGUGGAGGGAAAGCCUCAACGAAUUGUUGUGGAUACUGAUGUUGAUACUGAUGAUUUAUUUGCUCUGCUUUAUCUUCUUAAGCUCAACACUUCACAAUUUCAAUUGGAGGCAGUGACCAUCAGUGCAAAUAGCUGGACUAGUGCAGGGCAUGCUGUGAACCAAAUUUAUGACUUGCUGUACAUGAUGGGGAGAGAUGAUGUUGCUGUUGGAAUUGGUGGUGAGGGUGGAAUACUGUCAAAUGGUACCAUACUCCCAAAUGUUGGUGGAUAUCUACCAAUUAUAGAACAGGGAAUGACAACAAUAGGAGGCUGCAGAUACAGGCAGGCCAUUCCCGUAGGACUUGGAGGACGCUUAGAUAUUGAUGCAAAUUAUGGUAUCAGGAAAUCUUUCCUCCCACAGGGAAAAAGGAAAUAUACACCACUAGAGCAACCAACUGCUCAACAAGUGUUGAUUGAAAAAGUGUCUGCAGGUCCCACAACUUUGUUUAUGAUGGGAGCUCAUACAAAUGUUGCAAUUUUCCUAAUGAAUAAUCCACACCUUAAGAAAAAUGUGGAACAUAUUUAUAUAAUGGGUGGAGGUGUAAGGUCAAGCAACCCUACUGGUUGUUGCCCAAAAAAUGCUUCAUCUAACUGUGUGCCUCGACAGUGUGGUGACCAUGGAAAUAUGUUUACAGAUUAUAAUACUAACCCUUAUGCAGAAUUCAAUAUCUUUGGAGACCCUUUUGCAGCUUACCAGGUGAUUCAUUCUGGAAUUCCAGUCACCCUAGUUCCUCUUGAUGCAUCAAACACAAUCCCCAUCACUGCACAAUUCUUUGAUGCAUUUGAAAAGAGUCAAGACACACAUGAAGCACAAUACUGUUUCAAAUCCUUGAAAAUAUCUCGUGAUACUUGGUUCGACAACGAAUUCUAUUCGAGUUAUUUUAUGUGGGACUCUUUUAUGACUGGUGUGGCUGUCUCCAUCAUGAGUAAACCCAAUAAUCACAAAGGAGAUAAUGAAUUUGCAGAAAUGGAGUAUAUGAACAUAACUGUAAUUACUUCUAAUAAACCAUAUGGAAUAUCUGAUGGUUCCAAUCCAUUAUUUAAUGGCCUAAAAGUUCCCAAGUUCAAUCUUGAAAAAGGUGGUGUCCAUAGUGGUCAUAUUCAACAAGGACUCAGAGAUCCUCUUUGCUUCGUCGAGAAUGGCAAAGGAAAAUGUCAGGAUGGUUACACAAAAGAGGAAGGUGGUCCAGGCUCUGUGAGGGUACUUGUUGCUACAAAAGCAAAGCCUAACCGAGAUGUUGGGAGUUCACUUGACAGGGAAUAUUUCAUAAGAUUUUUAGAUGUUCUAAAGCAACCACGACAAGCAGGGAGAUACAACUUCACUACUCAGUUUCCCUACUACAAAGAAGUAACUUACAAGCCAAACUUUCAAAAUAAAAAAUUGGGAAAACCUGUUGUUUUUGACAUGGACAUGAGUGCAGGAGAUUUUCUAGCUCUAUUUUACCUCCUUAAAGUGCCUGUUCAAGUAAUCGACCUUAAGGCAAUCAUUGUGAGUCCUACUGGAUGGGCAAAUGCAGCAACAAUAGACAUAAUUUAUGACAUACUUCACAUGAUGGGUCGUGAUGAUAUACCAGUUGGUCUAGGAGAUGUUUUCGCAAUGAAUCAGAGAGAUCCAAUAUUCGGAGCCGUUGGAGGCUGCAAGUAUGUUAAAGCCAUUCCUCAUGGGAAUGGAGGUUACAUAGAUUCCGAUACUCUUUAUGGUCUUGCUCGUUAUCUGCCACGAAGCCCAAGAAGGUAUACAGGAGAAAACUCUGUGAAGUUUGGAGCCCCACGGGAUACGGAUCACCCAGAACUUAGACAACCACUAGCUAUGGAAGUUUGGGAGUCUGUAUUGCAAACAAUGAAACCAGGGUCCAAUAUUACUGUACUAACCAACGGACCCUUGACUAAUUUGGCAAACGUUGUUUCAGUGAAAAAUAUAAGCUCUAGAAUUCAGGAAGUUUUUGUAGUGGGGGGGCACAUCAGCAGUAAUGCAGAAGACAAAGGAAAUGUGUUUUCAGUUCCUUCUAACCAAUAUGCAGAAUUCAACAUGUUCCUAGAUCCUUUAGCCGCCAAAACAGUGUUCGAAUCAGAAGUUAAGAUCACACUCAUUCCAUUGAGCACUCAGCGCCAAGUGAGUUCAUUUGCAACUAUUAUAGGUAGAUUAGAAGGGACAAGAAAAACAUCAGAGGUUGUGUUUACCAAGAGUCUAUUGUCAAGCCUAAACCGUUUGAAGCAAACCAAUAACAGAUAUUACCAUAUGGACACGUUCCUGGGAGAAAUUCUAGGUGCAGUAGUCUUGGCUGAUAGGUCUUCAAGUUUGAAUCCGAAAUUUGAGGUGAAGCCUAUUAAAGUCUUAGCUAGUGGCAUUGAAUCCACUGAUGGAAAAAUAGUGGUAGAUGAGAAACAUGGAAAGUUAGUCAGAAUAUUAAGCAAUGUGGAGGAAAAGGCGUAUUAUAAUAUGUACGUAAACAAGCUUGGCGAUCUGUAUCAGUCAGCCAAGGUAGGAAGCUUUGAAGAACAGAUGAGGAAUUGGAGUCAUCCUCACGAUGGUAAGCCUAACGAAGAAAAAGUUGCUCAAAUCCAUGGUUAAGAAUGGCCACAACAACCACCAAAUGGCUCGGUUUUUCUCAACAAUGAUAGAAUAUGAAUACAUAUUCUCUUUAAACAAUAAUUAUAACAUUGUUGAUGAGCUUAUGAGAAAGAUAAUAUUGAAUUGCACCAUUCAUUAUCACUCAACAAUUUUUUUUGCUUAGACGGUUGUAUCUCAAAAUCCAUAGUUGGAUUAUAAUACAAUCAUAUUGAUUAUAUUUAUAAAAAAUUUCAUCAACUUUAUAUGGAUGCACAAUGUAACCGUCAAGAUUGAAGAACGCAGACACAUUAUUCAAUUAUAAAUCAUAUAUCAUAA
Medicago truncatula (barrel medic) is the source of this 3063-nucleotide messenger RNA. RefSeq lists its product as uncharacterized. NCBI's taxonomy places the organism in Eukaryota, Viridiplantae, Streptophyta, Magnoliopsida, Fabales, Fabaceae. The record is from RefSeq and is a predicted model, not a curated record. Gene Ontology annotation, molecular function: hydrolase activity, hydrolyzing N-glycosyl compounds. Bases 82 to 2748 code for a protein of 888 amino acids. The transcript has 12 exons.